Molecule: messenger RNA, 1464 nt
Organism: Miscanthus lutarioriparius
Lineage: Eukaryota; Viridiplantae; Streptophyta; Magnoliopsida; Poales; Poaceae
Source: the annotation of a GenBank genome assembly
AUGUCGUCGUCGACGACGGAAGACAAGCGUUUCACGAAGCACGGGUUCCCGAAAGGCUUCCGCUUCGUGCCCACGCACCUGGAGCUCAUCACCAUCCUCUCACACAGGGUCUACGACCGGCGGCUCCAUCCCAUGGUGGCCGGCAUCUUCCACGAGCUCAGCAUCCUCGAGCACCACCCCGAGGAGCUCCACGACAUGUACGAGCGCGACAAGGAGCACCGCUACAUCUACUUCUUCAGCUGGCGGCAGUACCAGAAGACGGGCGGAGCCGCCGCCGGUGGUCCGGUUCAUAAAAAGAGGCAGCGGGGAGCCGGCCAAGACGAGGACGACAACGAGCCGCGGCCGGUGCGCUGGGCCAAAGGCGGCGGGUGGAAGCCCUCGGGCGGCGGCCAUGUGCUGCGUUGGCCAAAAGAAAAGGGCGGCUUCGUCGCCGGGAAGAUGGUGACCAUGGUGUUCUACGAUCAUCGUGACGGCGGGCAAGUCAAGAGCCAGUGGGGCAUGCACGAGUUCACCGUCCCCGUAGACCAGCGACUGCUUUCCAAGCCUACAAAGACCACACAUUCGCACGAGCUGGCCUUGUACCGCCUCUACAAACUCAAGAGCGACGACGGGGCCGGGAGCAACCAGACGCUGGCGAACGUCUCUGCUGCUGACGGCCACUUCUCGGCGCCGUGUCCAGCAGGCCAGCCGUCGUUCGGGAUCUUCACCGGCUGGAACCAACGACUCGCCGCCGGCGCCUCGACCUCACGGAUGCUGCCGCCGCAGCUGCAGCAGCAUCACAUACCCAACGUUGGGCAUCCUCAGUACUACCAUCAUCAUCAGUACGGGUUCGGUGCCGCGCCGCCGCCCAGCGCCGCCCACCAGCGGGUUCGCACCAUGACAAUGCCGCCGGCGUACGGCACCGGGAUGCCCGGUCCUCAGUUGUUCCCGUUCGCGAGACCGCCCGGCACUGGGUUGCCCGGUCGUCAGUCAUUGCAAUUCGCGAGACCGCCAGCGCCGUCGCAGAUGCCGGUGCCGCCAGCUGCCGCGAACCCAGCCUCGCACCAGCAGGCUCCCGCGAAGCCGGCGACGCAACAAGCCAGUCACUCCGGGGCCACGCGCUUGCCGCCGCCAGCUGCCGAGAGCCCGUCGGCGCAAGAGCUGGCUCCUAUGACGGCGACGCACGGCGGCGCUGGGCAAGAAGCCAGCGGUGACUUCGGGGCCACGCGCUCUUCGCAAGACGCCACCGCCACGGCGGAGACAGGGCAGCACGUCCAGUUCGCAGACUGCGUUAAGCCAGAGGAGAGGAUGCCUCCCCCGAUGGAGGAUAGGAUUCCGGCAGACAGCAACGACGGGAUCGGGAUGCCGGAGUGGGAUCUCGACUUGGGGUGGAUGUUUGAAGACAAGAGAUUCCACUUCACAAUGGAUGAGCUGUGCCAAACGUUCGACGAACCGCCGCCGACGCAGCAGGGAGACAACAAUUAA